Messenger RNA from Brassicogethes aeneus, 2608 nucleotides. NCBI's taxonomy places the organism in Eukaryota, Metazoa, Arthropoda, Insecta, Coleoptera, Nitidulidae. The record is from the annotation of a GenBank genome assembly.
AAUAUAUUAUAUCCUGUGCAACUGAGUGUAUGUGACAUAUUUUAAAUUGUGCAAGUGAUCAUUUAUUUGCCAGUUAUAAUGUCAGAAUCAAGUAGUGAUACCAGUAUUUACAAAGAAGAAAGUGAAACCGUGAUUCCUGCAAAAAGAAUUAAAGGUAUUUUCCACACCAAAGGGUAUAAAAGAAACAAUCAGAAAUUCUAAGGUUGCUGGGAAGCAACAUACAAACUGGAGAGGAAAUAUCGUUCAAAGCAGAAAAACAGGUGACGCAUGCUGCAUGCAGGUAUGCUUUACAUUUUAGUUAAUAAUGGGUAUUUGAUUACUAAAGUAGUAUUUAUAUUUCAGCUGUAAAAAGAAAUGUUUUUCAAGUCUAACUCCAGAAUAUCUUCAAUAUCGUUAAUGUCAUUUCAACAAUUUCACGAACAAAAACGAGCAAGACAUUUACUUACAAGGAUUGAUUACAGUUGCGAAUAUACAAAGAAAGCGAAGUAGAAAGAAUGUGGCCAAUAAACAAAAAUCUUGCUCCUUUAAAUAACUUUUGUUUGUGAACAAUACAAGGCAAGAAGUUUGUAAAAAAGCUUUCAUAGCAGUCCAUGGCAUUACGAAUGGACGGGUGUAUCGCAUAUGUAAACUGUAUAGUGCUGAAUUAAUCGUUCACACCUGCCGCAUAUUCCUGUGCAAGACAUAUUUUACUACCGUCAGCUCUGGGUCUAUACUUUUAGCCAUAAUAUUAACACUAACAACGCAUAAAGGCAAAGCCAAAAAGUCUCCCAAUGAAGUCUGCACAUUUCUGCAAGACUAUAUUAAAAAUAACAUUUCCGACGAAGUAAAAGAACUUUACCUAUUCAGCGACAACUGCAGUGGUCAGAACAAGAAUCAUACACUGAUAAGAUUCAUAUCAGCACUUUCUGAUUUUGGUAUAUUCAGUAAAAUAGUUUUUUUCUUUACCAAUACGAGGUCACUCCUUCCUACCCUGCGACCGCGAUUUCGGGCAAAUAAAGCGGAUUAUACGCAGAGCUGACCGCGUUUAUUUUCCAGAGGAAUAUGCUCUAAUGAUGAAAAAAUCAAAUAAGCAAGAUAAAUUUGAAAUUCAAAUGGUAGAAACAAGGGAUUUAAAGGAUUUUAAAACAUGGUGUCCAGGAAAUUGGAAAUAAAUGGUAACAUCGGUUGAAAGUGCAAACUCAAAAGGAAGAGAUAAACAAAGUUUUAAUAUAUCAAAAUAUAAUCAAUUUGAAUUUAAAACUGAAAUGCAAGGUUCUAUAAUAACAAGAGAUUUUAUUGAUGGAAUAACAGUGCACACAUUUCGAUUACGACUGAGCAAAACACCAGUUCCCUUACCAUCUAAAUUUGCCUAUAAUAGUAAAAUUCCAAUAAAUAAGAAGAAACUGAAGGAUAUCCAGAGCGUUUUCCAGUAUAUUGAUGAAGAGCAUGAUGAAUUUUACCAGGAUAUCUUACAGUGGCCUACGAAAGAAAAAGAGGAAGACAGUGAAGUAGAAACAGAAAACGUUUAAAAAAUGUUACAAGAUUAUUAUUGAAUUUGUUUUAUUUUUAUUUUUGCAUUAGAAAUAAGUUAUCUUUAAAACGGUUUAUUUACAUAUUUUAUAAAUUUUAUUUGCAAUCAAUGCCGAACUAUAUAUGUCCACAACCUGUGUGAUUUUUUCUCUCUAAGAAUUCAAAACUAUGAAUACUUCAAAUCAUGUCUUUGUAUCUACAAAAUAGUUUACUUUCAUAUCUCAAACAUUUUUAAAUAUCCAUUAAAGCAACGCUAAGUUAUUCAGUUUUUCUUAUUUAUCUCAAAACUAGGUAGGUGGGACAUAUUCAGUUUCUGCAUUGACUUAAUAAUUAUUCAAUUAUAAGCUAAGGUUGGCUGAACCGUAAACGUUUAUUAAACUGUGAACCGUAACCGCUGCAGUGAACACGUAAAGAGAAACUAACAAACUAAUUUAUACAAGGUAGAGUUGGGUACCGGUCAGUUAUCGCUAUUUACCUUAGCUUAUAAUUAGUAUAAAUAUGGUAGAUUUAGCAGUUAGAUUUAGUUACACUUCGCUUCUGAAGAUGCCAACAUCGUUAGCAAUAAGUGCUUUAAGCGGUGUUGGUGAAUAUUUUAAAUAUUUGUUUAACAUAUCACCAAAUUUGUCCUUUUUCAAGUAACUUCGUUAUUAUUGAAGCAACAAAGUUGAUGAAAUUAACAAAGUAGUGGCAUUUUUCUUUUGAAUAAAAUGGUAAAAACAGAAAAACAAUUAAACGUCCUGUGUCCAAAGUAUUCACUAAAAUAUAUAUUUUUUAAAUGGGACACGCUGUAUAUUUUUACAUAUUUGGAAAGACAAUUAAUAAGCACUUGAACUUUCUGAGUGUAUUUAAAAUAAAGUAAAAAUUUGGUUAUUUAAACAAGUAUCAGAAAGUCCAAUGCUUAUUAUUUGUUUAUUUUUAAGUUUAGUUUAGGUGUGCAAUAACAAUUUUUUGUUCCAAAUUAAAUUCUUUCAAAAUAUGUAAAUAUUAAAAAUAAAUGAAAUAUUUCGAAAACCCCACGUUCAAUUGUUUUUCUGUUUUCACUAUUUUUAUCAGAAAAAAAAAUGUCACUAAUUGCUAAUUUAACCGACUUGUAGCUCCC